Saccostrea cuccullata (small rock oyster) is the source of this 1239-nucleotide messenger RNA. RefSeq lists its product as uncharacterized. The annotation marks the transcript as partial. The record is from RefSeq and is a predicted model, not a curated record. The transcript has 13 exons. NCBI's taxonomy places the organism in Eukaryota, Metazoa, Mollusca, Bivalvia, Ostreida, Ostreidae.
UUCAUGUAAACAAAUGCAUCUAAAUGAUCAGAAGAUUUGUCACACCUUAAAAUAUAACUAAUAACUGACAAUGUAACGCAGGAUGUGAACUCGAGGAGAUCUUCAGAGAAAAGGAAGUACAGUGAGCUUCCACACAAUCAGUCAUGGCGGACAGCGGUGACAGAAGGCAGGACAGAGAUGAAGAGGGUGAGGAGAAGCUUAAAAUGCAGGAAGCAGCGAGGAAGGUUCUCCAGAGGCAGACAGAGGCAGAAGGCCAAGGAGUAGAACUACAUGAAGUUACUGCAAACUUGAGAGCAAGUAACCAUAGCAUUCCACACCAUGACAACAGUGCAAAUCAGGAUGAUCAACUACCAACAUAUGAGGAAGCAAUGAAUACGAGAGAUCAAAGUCAUGAUGAUCAGGGAAUUUCCUCAUCAGUUGAUGAUCAUCGAAUUUCGUCACAAGAGGAAAUUGAUGAAGUGGAGCGUCGUCCCCUACGACCCUCGUAUCGACCUCACAGUCCAGGGGCCAGGAGGGAUUUAUAUAUAGUUCCAAGGACAGAUCAAGAUUUUGCUUCUAAUGAUGUCCCUGAACCACAUAAAACUCCACCGGCUUCUCAUUCCGCCUCAAUGAUGUCAUUAGAAGAACCUCCGACACCCAUACCAGAGCCAUCUCCUGUGGGUGUAUUUACAGUGGAGGAAGGGAGAACUCAAGACAGAGAGGAGGAGUCGGGAUCUCGUCUACAGAAGUUUAUUCGCCGUCGUAUGGAGAACGUAUCGUUUAAUCAGCUGUGCUGUGCUGUCAUUCUGGUGACUGGGAUCAUCUCAGCCAUUGUCUUUUUAGGGGUUUUCCCUGCCAGCUUUGUGUAUUUAGAUUAUCAUAAGAUUGCCAUGAAAUAUAACAAAAUUACUGGUGUGGUGGAUAGAUCCACCACUUAUGAGUUUGGCUGUUAUAUCCUGGGCCCUAGUGUGGGCUUUCUGGAGUUUGAUGCGACUGCCCACACUGUGUCCAAAACUCACGGUGUCUUCACACUUGACAAGCUGCCCAUCGAAAUUACCUACCAUGUGCAAUACUUCCUUAAAAAGAAGGAGCUUGGAGAUCUCCAUAAAGAAUUCGGAGUGGAUUAUGAUUAUGUCAUUAGAAGUGUCAUAGAGAGUGAAAUAAAGAACCUGGCGGUACCUUUCAGUGUGGAUCAGUUUCGAUUACAUCGACCCACGCUGGAGAAAUAUUUUCAUAGAAAAUUAAGAGAAAGGCUGGAAG